AUGGAGGACACCGGAGCCCCCCUGCUCUGCUUCCCUAGCAUCAACUCCUCCUGCCUCCGCCGGCUGCUGCGGCCUCACUCUGAGACCACGCUCCUCUAUGCCCUGGUGGCCUCUGCCUCUCUGCUCACUGUGACGCUCAACCUGCUCGUCAUCAUCUCCAUCUCUCACUUCAGGCAGCUGCACACCCCGACCAACACACUGCUCCUGUCCCUGGCAGUGAGCGACCUGAUAGUGGGGCUGCUGGUGAUGCCCAUCGAGAGUCUGCAUUACACUGAGAUGUGCUGGCUGCUGGGGAGCUUCAUGUGCGCUCUCGCUCCUUAUAUGUCUUUCUGUCUGAUCUCCGUCUCAGUGGGCAACAUGGUGCUCAUAUCCAUAGAUCGCUACAUGGCCAUCUGUGACCCACUCCUCUAUUCCUCUAAGAUCACACUGACUAAGGUUAGGAUUUCAGUGACAAUAUGCUGGGCCUGCUCUAUCAUCUACAACGGCCUGAUUCUAAUGGACCACAUCACGUGGCCGAACAGGUUCAGCUCCUGCCAUGGAGAGUGUGUGGUGGUUAUUAGCCACCUCUCAGGCACCGUUGACCUCUUUGUUACAUUUGUGGGGCCCUGCUGCGUCAUGAUUGGUCUGUAUGUGCGGGUGUUUGUGGUUGUUGUUUCUCAGGUGCGUUUGAUUCACUCACACAGAAGAAGAACAACGACAGCAGCUGCUGCGGCGGCGGCGGCUGCCAAUCAGAAAAAGGCCCCAACUGCUAAGAUAUCAGAGAGGAAGGCAGCCAGGACUCUUGGGAUUGUGAUAGCUGUGUUUCUAAUUAGCUUCUGCCCGUAUUACUACCCGUCUUUCACAGGUCAGGACAUCUCAUAUACCCUGUCCUACAUUGCCGGUGUGUCCUAUGUGAUGAUGAUGAACUCGUGCAUAAACCCGUUGAUUUACGCUCUCUUCUACCCGUGGUUUAGAAAAGCCAUCAAACUCAUCGUGACGCUUGAGUUUCUGAAGCCUCACUGCAGGGACAUCAAGUUUCUGUAG
Messenger RNA from Solea solea (common sole), 1023 nucleotides. RefSeq names its product trace amine-associated receptor 13c-like. Gene Ontology annotation, biological process: G protein-coupled receptor signaling pathway. Gene Ontology annotation, molecular function: trace-amine receptor activity. Gene Ontology annotation, cellular component: membrane. The record is from RefSeq and is a predicted model, not a curated record. Bases 1 to 1023 code for a protein of 340 amino acids. The transcript has a single exon. NCBI's taxonomy places the organism in Eukaryota, Metazoa, Chordata, Actinopteri, Pleuronectiformes, Soleidae.